This is a messenger RNA of Drosophila novamexicana, 1167 nucleotides long. RefSeq names its product carbohydrate-responsive element-binding protein. Bases 1 to 1167 code for a protein of 388 amino acids. Lineage: Eukaryota; Metazoa; Arthropoda; Insecta; Diptera; Drosophilidae. The record is from RefSeq and is a predicted model, not a curated record. The transcript has 3 exons.
AUGGCGAUGACGACGCCCUACGGCGUGCCCAGCGCUGUGCCGUACGUCUUACCAGUAUCGCGCCAUCGCCUCUGGGUGAAUCCCCUUCUAAACAUCUCCAUCCGUCUCCUUUUGCAGCAGCAACUUCCUCUGCUCUGGGUUCUGCUGGCAGCGCUGCCAGCGACUAGAGCAGCGUUGACGCCGCCAAACGGCUAUGACGAUGACAAUACGCCGCUUCAACUAAGUCUCGAGGAUCUGGAGCGGGAACAGGAGCAACAUUUCGACCUCAACCGUCCGCCGUUGCUGCCCACACAUUACGAGUGGCAUCCAAGCAUAGCCGCCAGCGUGCCGCCUAGCUACGUGCACGAUGCCGCCCAGCUGGAGCAAGCGGAGCGUUUACGCCAACUGCACCAGCAGCAUCAGCAGCUGAGCGCUGGCUACGCGUUGCCCGGCCAGCUGCCGGAUGGCCUACUGCUUUUACACGAUGGCAAUCUCUCACCCACGCCGUCAUCGACUCCCACAACAGCAACAACGCAAACGCGAACACGACUGCUUCAACCCAUUGUGCCCUUUGAUCUGGACUUGCAGCUGCAACUGAAUGGCGUGCAAUAUUUGAGUGGUAACGCGCUGUCUGGUGGUGCAGCUCAGCUGCCACGCCCCAUACCCAGACCUGUAGUACGCCCACUACGACCACCCUACGCCUUUCUGCAGCAGCAGCCGCCAUCGCUGCGACCCGGUCUCAGUCCGCAUCCCAGUCCAGCGACACUGCCUCUUCUGCUGCAGCAGUCCAAGCAGUUUGCCUAUGCGCCGAUGCCACAACGCAACUAUGCGCCCGCUUCCCGCAUACCACUGCCCUAUCCGCCCAGCUUUGUCAGCAUUACGACAAGAAGUCCAGCGUCCGGACGCUCCGCCAGUCAUUCGAAGCCCUUCCGGCCCUCGCAACCGGACCUGACGCCGGAUCUGUUCGCCGGACGUGACUCAAAAUCGCUUCUGGACUCGUAUAUACCCAGCUGGGAGGUGCUGCGACUGUACCAGCAACAGCAGUCGUCCCGUCCUUUCCAGCGCCACACCUUGGCCUAUGCUGUGCCCAGUCUGAGAGUCUUUAAGCGCGACUCCAAGCUGGAAAGAUCGUCCGAACGCAGCAGGAUCGUCAAGAAGUCCCUGGACAAGCAGCUGAAGCUUCGUUAG